UGGAGGAUCCCACGUCGCUGCUCCUGGGUCAGGGCGCGGCUGGGUCCCAGGACGGCCCCCCUCUGCCUCCCCUGACCCGAACCUGGCUGGGAGAGCGGCAGCCAUUCUGGGAGGAGGAAGGAGACAUGGCGUUGAGGAAGAGAAGCAGACAGGGCCACCCGGGAGGGAGGGAGAGUCCGAGCCAGAGGGCCAGGGAGAGACACCAGGGCAUUCCCAGGGACAGAAGAAACAAGGCAGAACCCGCCAGAGUUGAAGAAGGGCAGAGAGACACUCACCCAGGGAUCGCCCGGCCGUGCGCCUUCGGGCAAAUGGCCUCCCGUGUCUGAGCCUCGGUUUCCUGGUCUGUGAAGUGGGGGCGCACUUGAGGAGCCCAGACCGUGUACCAGCUGCUGCUCUAGGCCCCGGGAGACGCGGCUCAUCAGGCACACGUCCUGCCCCCUGGAGCCCCGCGUGUACCUCUGUUGUCCUUGCCGGGGUCACCGUCAUGCGAGGGAGCGUGAGCUGGAAUUUCGGGGGACGCGUCCUCAGCCCAGGGCGCAGGUCCCAGCAGCCAUACCCACCGCCACGCCUGUCGCCCCAGCGUCCCAGCCAUGGCAGGAAGCUCUAACGUGCCCCACAAGACGUCGCUGCCCGAGGGCAUCCGGGUGGGCACCGUGAUGAGGAUUCGAGGCGUCGUCCCGGAAAAGGCCGGCAGGUUCUAUGUGAACCUGCUGUGCGGCGAGGGGCCGGGCGGGGAGGCUGCCCUCCAUUUCAACCCGCGGCUGGACGAGUCCACGGUGGUCUUCAACAGCCUGGAGCAGGGCACCUGGGGCCGGGAGGAGCGCGGCUCAGGCAUUCCCUUCCAGCAUGGGCAGCCCUUCGACGUGCUCCUCAUCGCCACCGAAGAAGGGUUCAAGGCGGUGGUCGGCGACUCGGAGUACCACCACUUCCGCUACCGGAUCCCGCCGGCGCGCGUGCGCCUCCUGGAGGUGGGCGGGGACCUGCAGCUGCAGUCGGUGAAGAUCUUCUGAGCCUCCGGGCGGGCGGCGGGGU
Messenger RNA from Panthera uncia (snow leopard), 1032 nucleotides. Its product is annotated as galectin-7-like. Gene Ontology annotation, molecular function: carbohydrate binding. The coding region runs from base 591 to 1010 and encodes 139 amino acids. The transcript has 6 exons. Lineage: Eukaryota; Metazoa; Chordata; Mammalia; Carnivora; Felidae. The record is from RefSeq and is a predicted model, not a curated record.